Diachasmimorpha longicaudata is the source of this 3183-nucleotide messenger RNA. It is a transcript of the gene LManII, whose product is annotated as lysosomal alpha-mannosidase. The record is from RefSeq and is a predicted model, not a curated record. The transcript has 8 exons. Gene Ontology annotation, biological process: mannose metabolic process. The coding region runs from base 50 to 3055 and encodes 1001 amino acids. Gene Ontology annotation, cellular component: lysosome. NCBI's taxonomy places the organism in Eukaryota, Metazoa, Arthropoda, Insecta, Hymenoptera, Braconidae. Gene Ontology annotation, molecular function: carbohydrate binding; alpha-mannosidase activity.
UUAUCUCAUUAGGUAGUAUCGUCGUGCGGUCAGCAAAUACCAGACGGUCAUGUUCGGGCGCAUACCGUGCGCCUUCAUCGCAAUCUCGUGUUUCUUGAUUAUUGUUCAGGCCGGGGUGUUCAAGAGGAGUUCAAAUACAGCGCGAACCUGUGGCUACGAAGGAUGUCCGAGAACUAAUCCGAAGAAACUUAAUGUUCACUUGGUAGCGCAUACACAUGACGAUGUCGGAUGGUUAAAAACUGUCGAUCAAUAUUUCUUCGGUGGACGAAAUGACAUUCAAAAGGCAGGCGUCGAGUACAUUCUCGAUACAGUGGUGGACGCACUGCGAAAGGACCCUGACAGGAGAUUCAUUUAUGUGGAGACCGCCUUUUUGUGGAAAUGGUGGCUGCGACAGAAUGAAAAAAUCCGCGAGGAGGUGAGGACUCUUAUCAAUGAAGGCAGAUUAGAGAUCAUCGGAGGUGCGUGGAGCAUGAAUGACGAGGCCACAACUCAUUAUCAGUCUAUUGUUGAUCAAUCAACCUGGGGAUUCAGGCGGUUGAACGAUACGUUUGGGAAAUGCGCUCGUCCGAAAAUCGGGUGGCAGAUCGAUCCCUUCGGUCAUUCACGCGAACAGGCCUCACUUUUCGCGCAAUUUGGAUUUGACGGAAUGUUUUUUGGACGUCUUGAUUGGCAGGAUAAGGUGAAACGAAUGACCGACAAAUCCGCUGAAUACAUAUGGAAAGCGAGCUCGAGUCUCGGUAAAAAGGCAGAGCUUUUUUCAGUCGCUCUCUUCAACAAUUACAGUCCACCCCCGGGAUUCUGCUUCGAUAUCCUGUGCCAGGACGAUCCCCUCAUCGACGACCCAGAGAGUCCCGAUUACAACAUCAAAUCAAAGGUCGCUCUGUUCUUAGCUUUCUGUCAAGUUCAAUCGAAAGCUUAUGCCACAAAUAACGUCAUUCUCACAAUGGGAGAAGAUUUUAAUUAUCAAGACGCUCAUAUGUGGUUUACUAAUCUGGAUAAAUUGAUAAGAUACACAAACGAGCUCUACGGUGACGAGGUGAACGUCUUCUACUCAACACCCUCGUGCUACCUAAAAUCCGUGAACGAAGCUGGCAAGACCUUCCCCACGAAGAGCGACGAUCUCUUCCCCUACAGCAGUGAUCCCCACGCCUUCUGGACGGGCUACUUCACCUCGCGCCCCACCCUGAAGUACUACGAGCGUCUGGGAAAUAACUUCCUCCAGGUCGCGAAGCAGCUCGCAGUCCUGACGAACGCAGGCGACAGUGAAGACCUCGAGAAAUACCGGGAAGCGAUGGGGGUGAUGCAGCACCACGACGCGGUCACCGGAACGGAGAAGCAACAGGUCGCGGAGGACUACGCGCGACUCCUGACAGACGCCAUAGUCCGGGGUGAGAAGAUCGUCUCCGAGGCGAUCGGCAAACUGUCAAUCAGAGACAAGCCAUCAGCAGCUCGUGAUUUCAAGUCUUGCCUUCUGCUGAAUGUGAGCUCUUGUCAACCUAUCGAGGACUCCAAGACCUUCACCGUGACCCUGUACAAUCCUCGAAGUCACCCGGUGUCGACGUACGUUCGGAUACCGGUGAAGGGCGCCGGUUACAUUGUCAAAGACUACAUCGGAACGGAAAUCGUGACGCAGCUGAUUCCAGUUCCCACUCCUGUAUCACAAACCCCUGGACGAACGAGCAAAGCCACGCGGGAGCUGGUGUUCAGGGCCCUGGAGGUCCCACCCCUCGGAUACCAAACCUUCUUCAUAACUGAGAAGGAAGGCGACGGCAGCUUCGACGAGGUCAGUCGUCCCGACUUCGUCUCCUCCAUCGGCGGCGACCUCUACGACAUCACCGUUGACUACGCUGGCGACGUUCACGUGCAGUGGAAGAAAAUGGAUCUGAAGGUCGUCCAGUCUUUCAAGUACUACCAAGGCGCCAAAGGAAACAACUCGGAGUUCAAGAACAGGGCGUCCGGGGCGUACAUUUUCCGGCCGAACGGCUCCCUCCACGACUUCAACUACGCCGGAUUGUACAAGUUCUACAAAGGCCCUCUCGUCGAGGAGUUGCACCUGACCGUCAACGGCUACGUCAGCCAAGUCGUCCGGAUCUACAACGGCGAGGACAGAAUUGAGUUCGACUGGGUCGUAGGGCCCAUUCCCGUGGCGGAUUCCAUCGGAAAGGAGAUUGUCAGCAAGUUCUCGAGUAAUUUGGAGUCGAAAGGAGUGUUCUUCACGGACAGCAAUGGACGGGAGAUGCUGAAGAGGGUCAGAGACUUCAGGCCGACGUGGAAGCUCAAUCUGAGUGAACCCAUCGCCGGCAACUACUAUCCUGUGACGGCGAAGAUCUCGUUGAGAGAUGAGGAGAAGCAGCUGAGGAUGAGUGUUCUGAAUGAUAGGGCGCAGGGAGGGAGCAGCAUGAGGAACGGAGAGCUGGAGGUCAUGAUACACCGGCGACUUCUGAAUGAUGACGCCUUCGGCGUCGGGGAGCCAUUGAACGAACUGGCUUUCGGCAAGGGCCUUGUCGCCAGGGGGGUCCACUAUCUCGUUGGAAGCAGCUUGAUGAAUCUUGAUGCGGCGGCUUCCAAGGAGAAGUCCCUCGCCUUGUCGCUGGCUCUGAAGCCCUGGGUGCUGGUCACUCCGGUGGAGAAUGUGACCUUCGGGCAGUGGCAGAGCCAGUACGUCAUGCAGAUGAAGGGACUCAGGAAGAGGCUUCCCCCGAAUGUUCAUAUUCUGACCCUCGAACCGUGGAAGGGGGGUCAGGUUCUUCUGAGGCUCGAACAUCUUUACGAAAUCGGCGAGGCUGGACAGCUGUCCCAACCGGUGGAGGUCAACAUAACCGAUCUCUUUGCUGAUUUUGACGUCGUCGCGGUCCGGGAAACCACCCUGGGAGGGAAUCAGUGGAUUGAGGACCAGGACCGUCUCCAGUGGACUAGUGAGACUAACGAGGUCCUUCCGGAUUUGGAAGAUUUUAAGGUACAAGUGGAGGUUCUAGAUGGCGCUGUUAACGUCUUACUGAAGCCCAUGGAAAUUCGAACCUUCGUUGUUAGAUUCAAAUCUCCUCCGGGCUCUUGAAGGAGAUAUGGGAAGGGAACUGAAGGACGUGCGUCGUUUUCACUUGUACAUGUUAAGAAUUAUAAAAUGUAGAAUAAAAAUACAAAUUUUCAGUUUUAUAUGAAUAAAAAGUUUGAUUUUCUUGAUAA